AGUUGAACAGGGAAACUUCGUUCUUCCUAUAAGCGAUCGGUUAUACGGCACAGAAAUGAGAUUCUUUAUCUUCUUUUUUCUGACAUUUCAAGGGGUGAAGGUUGAGGAAAUCCAAAUCUCAGGGUACAUAGGUGAUAGUGUUACAUUGCCAUCAAAAGCCGACCCAUCCUGGGUUUUAUCCAAAGUUGACUGGUCAAUAUUCACGAACAACACCUGGAUUGCCACCUUUGACAACGGUAAAAUAAAUACAGAUCGUCGUACAGAAUACAAAGGGAGGCUCACUCUUGAUGGCACCUCAGGCGAUUUAACCAUUUCUAACCUGACCCAAAGAGAUGCCAUGACUUACACUGUAGAUCUCGUCAAUAAAAACAAUGUGGACAAAGUCAACAAGAUUAUUCUAACUGUGAAAGAACACCUUCAGCAACCAAAAAUCACCAAGAUCCAUUUUCCAGCAACAACAGAUGGCUGUACUUUCGCCCUCAAGUGUUCUUCUCCAGAUGAUGGUGUUGAUUUCACCUGGGAUGUUAAACCUUCAUGUCCUCAUUGGAGCAGUUCCCAAACUGGUGCAUCAGAGCUUGUAGUAUUAUCGUCAAGCUCUGUAAAUGUUAACUGCACUGUCAGGAGAAAAGAGGAGAAGAAAACAACUGUUUGGGAAUCAAGUUGUAAUGGUCCCAAGGAAUCACCUAAAUGUGUACGGGGAUAUGGUUGGGUGGCCGCCAUUGUAGUUUUUGUUGUAGCGGUCAUAGUCCUUUGUAUGAAAGGUAAGAGAAAAUUAUUCAAAUUAUUUAUGUAAUUUUUACUUUAAAGG
Molecule: messenger RNA, 808 nt
Organism: Cyprinodon variegatus (sheepshead minnow)
Lineage: Eukaryota; Metazoa; Chordata; Actinopteri; Cyprinodontiformes; Cyprinodontidae
Product: CD48 antigen-like
Exons: 5
Coding region: 56-793 (245 amino acids)
Source: RefSeq, a predicted model, not a curated record